CUGGCGGACUUCCUGCAAAGCCGCACUGCAGGUAUGGCGGCGUUCAGUAAACACCUGACCGGCAGGAGCGGCGCGGCGGCGGCGGCCGCGGCGGCGGCGGCGCUGGGGGUCUACCUGCUGAAGCAGAGAGGACACUGUUCCACAUUAAAUAACAGGGGUGAAGGAUCAGCAGAACCGCACCUGAACAGUGUGAAGGAUGGUAAGAAGGACAAGGCCGCGGUGGACAAAGUGUUCGUCAGCCGAAUUUACCAAAUCUUGAAGAUCUUGGUGCCGCGGAUGUUCUGUAAAGAGUCGGGGUAUCUGCUCCUCAUCGCUGCGAUGCUGGUGGCCAGAACGUACUGUGAUGUGUGGAUGAUCCACAACGGGACGAUGAUCGAGAGUGCGAUCAUUGGACGAUCAACUAAAGCGUUCAAGGCGUACUUAUUCAAGUUUAUAGCUGUCAUGCCGUUUAUAUCGUUAGUGAAUAGUUCUUUGAAGUUGGGUCUGAAUGAGCUGAAACUCCGCUUCAGAGUGAGACUCACCAAACACCUGUACAGCCACUACCUCAGAGGAUUCACCUUCUAUAAGGUCAGUAAUGUGGACAACAGAAUAGCCAAUCCUGACCAGCUGCUGACCCAGGAUGUGGAGAGGUUCUGUAACAGCGUGGUGGACCUCUACUCCAACAUCAGCAAGCCUCUGCUGGACAUCAUCAUCUACAUCUUCAAACUGACCACAGCUAUCGGAGCUCUGGGUCCGGUCAGUAUGCUGAGCUACCUGCUGCUGUCCGGUCUGUUUCUGACCCGCCUGCGGCGGCCAAUCGGGAAAAUGACUGUAACCGAGCAGAAGUUUGAGGGAGAAUACAGAUACGUCAACUCUCGCCUCAUCACGAACAGUGAGGAGAUUGCGUUCUAUAACGGCAGUAAGAGGGAGAUGAAGACCAUCCAUGACACGUUCCACAAGCUGGUGGAGCACCUGAACCGCUUCAUCUGUUUCCGGUUCUCUAUGGGCAUCGUAGACAGCAUCGUCGCUAAAUACAUCGCUCUGGUGGUCGGGUACCUGGUGGUCAGCAGACCCUUCUUAGACCCCUCAAACACACGGCAUCUGAACAGCUCGCACUCUGAGAGGCUGGAGGAUUAUUAUCAGAGCGGCCGGAUGCUGCUGAGCUUGGCUCAGGCCCUGGGCAGAAUCGUCCUGGCGGGCAGAGAGAUGACCAGGCUGUCGGGCUUCACCACACGGAUCACAGAGAUUCAGGAGGUCCUGAAGGAGCUGAACUCGGGCAGAUACGAGCGCACGAUGAUCUCUCAGCUGGGGAAAGAGUCUGAAGCAGUGGAUAAAAUGAGUCUGGUACCCGGCAGUGGACAAAUAGUUCAUGCAGAUAACAUCAUCAGGUUUGAGCACAUCCCUCUAGCGACCCCUAAUGGAGAUAUCCUUAUUCGCGACUUGUCAUUCGAGGUUUUAUCCGGAACCAAUGUUCUAGUGUGCGGUCCAAAUGGCUGCGGGAAAAGCUCUCUGUUCAGAGUUCUGGGAGAGCUAUGGCCGCUGUUUGGAGGGCGUCUGACCAAACCUGACCGUGGGAAGCUCUUCUAUGUUCCACAGAGGCCGUAUAUGACUCUGGGGUCUCUGAGGGAUCAGGUGAUUUACCCCGACACACGUGAAGACCAGAGAAGAAAAGGAACAUCUGAUAAGGUGCUGAAGGAGUACCUGGAUAACGUCCAGCUGGGUCACAUCCUGGAGCGAGAGGGCGGCUGGGACAGCGUGCAGGACUGGAUGGACAUUCUGAGCGGAGGAGAGAAACAGAGGAUGGCGAUGGCUCGUCUGUUCUACCAUAAGCCUCAGUUUGCGAUCCUGGAUGAGUGCACCAGUGCGGUCAGCGUGGAUGUGGAGGAUUACAUCUAUAGCCACUGCAGGAAGGUCGGAAUCACUCUGUUCACCGUCUCACACAGAAAAUCUCUGUGGAAACACCACGAGUACUACUUACACAUGGACGGCAGAGGAAACUACCAGUUCAAACAGAUCACCGAGGAGACGGUGGAGUUCGGCUCGUGAGGAGGAGAUUCGGAAGAGGACGAGAGUGAACAGCUCUGCACGGCAAUCGGGACGGGACCGUUUCAGAAUGGACCAUCGUAAAUUUCAAUAUAGCAGCUUCAGUAUCGCCAGGAAAGUUAUAUUUGAAAUGUUUUGUUCCAAAAUGUGGCGUUAGACCACUUUUCUGUUUGUUUUUAUGAUAUAAGUUGUUGGGAGCUUUACACAUACGAGACAUAUCAGUGCUUUAUUAUCGUCGUUAUCACCAUUAUCAGAGAAAUAGACAAAGGUCUCCACAGUGAGGCUCCGGAGUUUAUACGGCGCGAGACCUAAUCAGAUGUUAUUUCCAGGCAGCGUCGUUAUCAGACCGUCUUGAAGGAAACAAAGACAAACAGUCCAAAAGUCAAAGUCAUAAAAACGAAGGCAGAGUAAAGAGUCAUAAAGCUGACGGUGAGUGUGUUUACAUGAACUCAGUAAUCUGAUCAUUGAUUUCUGCAGUGAUCUGAUUACUCAGUGGUCAUGUAAACACAGUCUGAUUUCUUAGAUCAGAUUAAGGUCUAUAAAUCUGAUAAAGAGGCUGAUCUGUGUUAUUUCUCUCUGUAAUGCUGGAUUUCCUGCAUUCCUGGAUUCACCCAAACUUCCUUCACAUGAUUGGAAUCAAAAUAAAAGGCGACGUGUUUUGGAGCUUCAGCCUCAAAGUAACUCAGUAAAAAAUGAGCUGAAAUAACCAAGUUAGCAGCUCAGUGAACUCUAACCUGGAGAGAAAGUUCCUCUGAUCCUCGUCUGUGCUCGGUGGUCUUAGAAAAGGUGAUAAGAUUUAAAUUUACAAAAUAAAAUUUUAUUAACUUUUACUCUUAAAACAAGUAAUAAUGAGGCCGUUAAAGCUGCAAUAGAGUUGAACUCCCCACUGUGUCUGGCUUACUGAGUAAAGUGCAGUAUUAGAUUAGGUGCUGAAUUCGGAAAACGCUGCUGUAACGAUGGAAAACUCCUUGGUUUUAAUGUGGAAACCACACAGGUCGGCUCUGGAAAUCACUUACAGCCUUAAGUUUCUCCAGCAGGGGCCGAUGGCGCACAAGUCACUCUGAACCCACACCAGAAGGAGCCCGUGAAUGCACAUGUUUGUAGUAAUGUUUAUUAAAAUGACAGAUGAAGUUCUCAAAUGAUGUUGAUCUACUUAAUAUAUUUAAUAUGUGAGUUCUACUGAAGAUUUUCAUCAAAACAUUUAGCAUGUUAAAAAGCCUGCAGGCUGAAUUCGAUGGGUGGGAUGCUGGGGCCGAUAUUAUCCACAGUCGCGAGAACCUCGGCCAGGCGCACCGUAAACACGCUGAACCGCUUACCCACAAAAUCUGAUUUUCAUCAUUUCUGCAGUUCAGAUUAUGAAGUGAAUGUAAACACACUCCGUGUCAACGCAUGGCAGCUAAUUAGGUACAGCUGAGAACACAGAUCUAAUACUCCGGCGCCCCCUGGAGGCAAGGAGGGGAACCUGCAGCAGCAGAUGUAGCUAAUAAAAAUGUUUAUUAUACAUCAGCUGUUACUGUUUUCAGAAACUGUUCAAAAGGUCUGUGUUUUAUUAAAUCUGAUCAUCGUCGCGUCCCUGUGACAAACUUUCUUCUAUAAAUAGAUACACAUAAAUUUUCUCUGUCCUGGAGGAAAUUCUCAGAUUAAUCUCUCAGGGACAGCGUACAGUCCAGCGUACAGUCCAGCGUACAGGCCAGCGUACAGUCCAGCGUACAGUCCAGCGUACAGUCCAGCGUACAGUCCAGUGUACAGUACUGUAAUCCAGAUGAAGUUACUGUCUGUCUUUUAUUACUGGUACAUUUUGGAUCUGAUUUAAAUGGAGCUUGAAUCUUUCCUGGAGGACGAGGUGGAUGUUUUUGUUUCUGCUGUUUGGUCUGUGAAGCUGUCCAGUCGUUAUUUAUCUGCACUGGGUGGGAUUCUGUCUGAGGGGGUUAAAUAUGAAGUGUGUUGGUCAAAGUGCUGUAAACUGGAUCUUUAUAUUUAAUAAUAUAUUAAUAAAGAUGUGCUGUUUUCA
This is a messenger RNA of Pygocentrus nattereri (red-bellied piranha), 4033 nucleotides long. RefSeq names its product ATP-binding cassette, sub-family D (ALD), member 3b (gene abcd3b). Gene Ontology annotation, biological process: fatty acid beta-oxidation; very long-chain fatty acid catabolic process; peroxisome organization. The record is from RefSeq and is a predicted model, not a curated record. Gene Ontology annotation, molecular function: ATP hydrolysis activity; ABC-type transporter activity; ATP binding. The coding region runs from base 34 to 2025 and encodes 663 amino acids. The transcript is spliced from 23 exons. Lineage: Eukaryota; Metazoa; Chordata; Actinopteri; Characiformes; Serrasalmidae. Gene Ontology annotation, cellular component: peroxisome; peroxisomal membrane.